Molecule: messenger RNA, 507 nt
Organism: Pterocles gutturalis (yellow-throated sandgrouse)
Lineage: Eukaryota; Metazoa; Chordata; Aves; Pterocliformes; Pteroclidae
Gene: RFLNB
Product: family with sequence similarity 101, member B
Exons: 2
Coding region: 1-507 (168 amino acids)
Biological process (GO): actin filament bundle organization; negative regulation of bone mineralization involved in bone maturation; negative regulation of chondrocyte development
Cellular component (GO): actin filament bundle
Molecular function (GO): filamin binding
Source: RefSeq, a predicted model, not a curated record
AUGUGUGUUCUUGAGAAUAUACCAAAUUGUGACACAAACAAGAUUAUUUUUUGCAUUUUUUUGCAGAAUUCUGUGUUCUCUCCGAGCCCUGUUCUCUCCAGCUGCACUCCAAGAUUGUGUCCUUUAUCCUUUGGCGAAGGAGUUGAGUUUGACCCUUUACCACCAAAGGAAAUAAGGUACACAUCUUCAGUUAAAUACGACUCAGAGAAGCAUUUCAUCGAUGACAUCUAUAUGCCAAUGGGCUUAAGUGUUUCCUCUUGCAGCCAGACGAUCAUCUGUGUCCCAAACUGCACGUGGCGAAAUUACAAAGCGGAGGUCCACUUCGAGCCCCGCAACAAGCCCCGGCGUUUCACCAGCACCACCAUCGUCUACCCAAAGCACGCCAAGACUGUGUACACCACCACGCUGGAUUACAACUGUCGUAAGACCACACGGCGGUUCCUCUCCAGCAUAGAGCUGGAAACGUCAGAGUACCUUGGGAACGACUGUGUCCUGGAUGGUUGCUGA